AUGAAUAGCGAUUUAAAAUUAUCACAUAAAGCCAAAAAACGUAUCAAAGAAGUCAAGAGGAAAGCGAGACCCGAAUUAGCUGACAAACAUCAAUGGACAGCUUUAAGAUAUGCAGGAAAUUUUGAAGAGUUCCUAAAAUGCAAUGACAAUGUAGACCGCAUUAAUAGAUGGUGCUUGUUCCCAACACAAACGCCCAGAGAGCUUAUCAAAGUUACAGGUGCCAUGGGCGGCAAGCAAAGAGAUGAAGCUAUCACAUGGUUCAAAUUAAUUUAUCCCAAAACACAGUUGGACACAUGGCCAAAAGAGUAUAAACCAGUUGAAAUACUUCAAAAGCCAGGAGAAACAGUAUUUGUGCCUGGGGGCUGGUGGCAUGUUGUUCUGAACUUAGAUGACACUGUAGCAGUUACACAAAACUUUUGCAGUCGUACCAACUUCCCAGUGGUGUGGCACAAGACAGUACGUGGACGUCCGAAGUUGUCCAAGAAAUGGGUCAAAACACUUGAAAGCAAAGACCCCGAGCUGUACAAAAUUGCAAGCAGCAUGGACUUGAAUCAGAGUACAGUGAGGGCCAGCGCAGCAGUCCAAGUCAGAAGAUCGCACGAUGGCCCCGUUGAAUCCGACGAAGAAUUCGAUAGCAGAUACGAAGCAUACUUCAACAGAAAAGAUAUUGACGGCUGGGAAAUCCGCCAAGGUAUGAAUGACUUAUGCGGUAUGGACCUUGUCCCAGACCCGAGGAUCAUAAAGGCUGCCCUCCAUGCUUGCCGAAGAGUAAAUGACUAUGCUCUUGCUAUCAGGUUUAUUGAAGCCUGCAAAGACAAAUGUGGUAACAAAGUUAAUGAAAUCUACCCUUACAUCAUCCAAGAAAUCAAACCCACACUUACUGAACUUGGCAUUGAGACCCCAGAAGAACUUGGUUAUGAUAAACCAGAAUUAGCAUUGGAAAGUGUUUAUGAAGUU
Molecule: messenger RNA, 957 nt
Organism: Iphiclides podalirius (scarce swallowtail)
Lineage: Eukaryota; Metazoa; Arthropoda; Insecta; Lepidoptera; Papilionidae
Source: the annotation of a GenBank genome assembly